CCGGCUUCGGCGUCGCCGCCAUCUUUGUUGAUGUGUCAGCUCCGCAGGGGUUUUGGGGGAAAACCUCGGCUGAGAGCCUGGGAUCGGCAGUGGUCUCCGCGCGUGACUUCCUCGCCCACUCCGCGUCCGCUAGACGCCGCCAUGGAUUCGUCGGCCCCGGAGCCGGAGCUCCAUCAGCCUCGCUAGGGUGCGGCCCGGGGCUGGACGACGGACGAUGUAAAUGAAGAUCAGGAGCAGAUUUGAAGAAAUGCAAAGUGAAUUGGUGCCAGUCAGCAUGUCAGAGACAGAGCACACAGCAUCCAUUUCUUCUGAUGCAACUACUGAGAAGACAUCUGAGUUGAAGGACGACUCAUGCAUCUCAGUUUCUGGUGAUGAAAGCAGCAGAUUAGAAACAGGAUCUGAACUAUUGUCAUUGAACUCUGAGAGAGUUUUAUGUCAGACUGAUGAACACUGUAGUCAGAUCGAAGUACAGGAAAGCCAAAUUCCAGACUGUGGCAGUGGUGAGAAUUCUUGUGCUAACACAGACACAUGCCCAGAAAAUUCUGAACAAAUAGACGACUUUCCUAGCAGAGACUUUACAGAACAAGUGUCCACAACUAGUGAACCAGAACAUGCGGUAACACAGAUACUGGCAGAGUUAAAGUCAUCUGCACCCCCAGAAGCUGAUAAUCCAAAGACCUCAGCAAGCCUCUACAAUACAGACUGCACCAGGAAAUUCAUUUCAGAGAUAAAGACUGUUUCAACCUCAGAUGAUCUGUUGGGAGAAAUAGAAUCUGAGCUCUUAUCUGCUGAGUUUGCAGAGGAACACCAAGUGCCAAAUGGGGUGAAUAAAGGAGAGCAUGCCUUAGCCCUGUUUGAGAAGUGUGUGCACAGCAGGUACUUGCAGCAGGAGCUCACAAUUCAACAGUUAAUUAAAGAAAAUAAGAAUCAUCAGGAACUUAUCUUAAAUAUUUGUUCAGAAAAAGACAAUUUAAGAGAAGAACUGAAAAAAAGAACAGAAACAGAGAAGCAGCAUAUGAACACAAUUAAACAGUUAGAAUUAAGAAUAGAGGAACUGAAUAAAGAAGUUAAAGCUUCCAAAGAUCAGCUAAUAGCACAGGAUGCCACAGCUAAAAAUGCAAUUCAGCAAAUCCAUAAAGAGAUGGCCCAGCGGAUGGAGCAGGCCAAUAAGAAAUGUGAAGAGGCCCGUCAGGAAAAGGAAGCGAUGGUAAUGAAGUAUGUGAGAGGCGAGAAGGAGGCUCUAGACCUGCGAAAGGAAAAAGAAACCCUUGAGAGGAAACUGAGAGAUGCAAGUAAGGAAUUGGAGAAAAACACUAACAAAAUUAAGCAGCUGUCUCAGGAGAAAGGGCGGCUGCAGCAACUCUAUGAAUCGAAGGAAGGUGAAACAACUAGACUCCUCAGAGAAAUAGAGAAAUUAAAGGAGGAGAUGAACUCUCACAUCAUUAAAGUAAAGUGGGCGCAAAACAAGUUAAAAGCUGAAAUGGACUCACACAAGGAAACCAAAGAGAAGCUCAAAGAAACAACUACAAAACUAACCCAGGCAAAAGAGGAAGCUGAGCAGAUCCGGCAAAACUGUCAGGAUAUGAUAAAAACCUAUCAGGAAUCUGAAGAAAUUAAGUCAAAUGAACUUGAUGCAAAGCUCAGAGUCACAAAAGGAGAACUUGAAAAGCAAAUGCAAGAGAAAUCCGACCAGCUGGAGAUGCAUCAUGCCAAAAUAAAGGAACUGGAAGAUCUAAAGAGGACAUUUAAGGAGGGCAUGGAUGAGCUACGGACAUUGAGAACGAAGGCGAAAUGUCUAGAAGAUGAACGCUUAAGAACCGAAGACGAGUUAUCAAAGUACAGGGAAAUUAUCAAUCGGCAGAAAGCUGAAAUUCAGAAUUUAUUGGACAAGGUGAAAUCUGCAGAUGAGUUACAAGAGCAGCUACAAAGUGGUAAACAACAAGUUGAAAGUUUGAAGGAAGAAGUGGAAAGCCUUAACUCUGUGAUUACUGACCUACAGAAGGACAUUGCAGGCAGCAGGGAGAGGGAGUCAGAGCUGCUGCUUUUCACAGAAAAGCUCACCAGUAAGAAUGCACAGCUGCAGUCAGAGUCCAGCUCCCUGCAGUCACAAGUGGAUCAACUGACCUGUAGCGAGAGCCAGCUGCAGAGCCAGUGCGAGCAGACGAGGCAGACUAACACUGACCUGGAGAGCAGGUUGCUCAAAGAGGAAGAACUUCGAAAAGAGGAAGUGCAGACUCUGCAAACUGGACUUUCCGCUGCACAGACCGAAGUCAAAGCCUUGAGUACUCAGGUGGAAGAGCUGAAAGAUGAGUUAGUGACACAGAGGCGCAAGCACGCCGCUAACAUCAAGGACCUCAGCAAGCAGCUUCAGCAAGCUCGGAGAAAAUUAGAACAGACUGAGAAUGGGAACUACGAUAAAGAUGUUAGCAGCAUGGGAAGUCGCUCUAGUUCAUCAGGGUCACUUAAUGCUCGAAGCAGUGCUGAGGACAGGUCUCCAGAGAAUACCAGCUCCUCAGUGGCUGUGGACAACUUCCCAGAAGUGGACAAGGCCAUGCUGAUUGAGAGGAUAGUGAGGCUGCAGAAAGCCCAUGCCCGGAAGAACGAGAAAAUAGAAUUCAUGGAGGACCACAUCAAACAGCUGGUGGAAGAAAUAAGAAAAAAGACCAAAAUAAUUCAGAGUUACGUUUUACGAGAAGAAUCAGGCACACUUUCCUCAGAAGCAUCUGAUUUUAACAAAGUGCAUUUGAGUAGACGCGGUGGCAUCAUGGCGUCCUUGUACACAUCCCAUCCCACUGAUAGCGGGCUAACACUGGAGCUCUCUUUGGAAAUCAACCGAAAAUUACAGGCUGUUUUGGAAGAUACAUUGCUAAAAAAUAUUACUUUGAAGGAAAACCUGCAAACACUUGGAACAGAAAUAGAACGCCUUAUUAAACAGCAGCAUGAACUGGAGCAGAGGACGAAGAAAGCCUAGCACAAAGCUCUUGCCUAGUAGACAGCCGAGCCACAGAGCAGCAGGUGCCACUGUCCAGUGUCCUGAAACAGUCCCUGCUUUGUGUCAACUAAUCAAAAAUUGGUUUUGCUUCCCUGUGUAGAGGUGCCCUUUUCUGACUGGGUGUGGUGCGUGUGCCGGGGCUCACUUGGGGCUCAGCCAAGGUCAUUUCUCUGUGGUGCAGCCAGCCGCCUGGUCACUGACUCCAUAUUUAAUUUGCUUAUUGCCCUAAAGUUCUAAAUAUUAGUACAAAGGUUUAAAAAAAAAAAAAAAACUUUACCACACUCCUUUCCUUAGUGGCACCAGCCUUUGAAAAGGAUUUCUGAAAAGAGAGGUGUUUAUCAUCCAACCGUUCACUAUUUCUGCAACACAAGGAAAAGCUUAGAGGAAUUCUGAAGGUUUUCAGUUCUGAUCUGGGCGCAGUAGUCCUAGCUACUUCCAAGGCUAAAGAGGAUCUCUCGAGCUCAUGAGUUCAAAGCCAGUCUGAAAACAUCUUAAAACCCCAUCACAUUUAGCCCCAAUCAGGGAAUAGCCUUGAUUUGUGGUGUAAGGAUGUGUGUGAGUACUUAAAUCAGCUCUGAGUUUACUGACAAGUAGACAGGAAAACUGGCUGUAGGGAAUUAGCUCUGGUUGGCACUGUUUGUCAGGUCUCCUUACCUGACAAAUAGGUAUAUUUUUCACAUUUGAGUUACUAGUUGAAAUUUUAAAAUCUUUAGUUAUGUAAACUAUGAUUUUAAACAAUAUGUAAACUUAAAACUUUUCUGUGGAUUUGUUAUAUUUUAAAAUGUGCAGUGGAUCCAGUCAUUAGAACAGCUGUAUGAGGACUUGGAGGCUGAGGUGCUUUCUGACAUGCCUCAGCUUCACUGACAUUGUGUUAGGGAAAUGUGGAGGGCUCGGCCGAGACCCACAUGUGCCCAUCACCUAAGGAGACAUGCGUUUCCUCAAGUGCCGUUUCCAUAUCUUAUUGAACACAGUUAAGUUUUCAGCCAAAGGGAGUUUGGAGCUGAAUUGUGUAUCUUGUUGGAUGUUUACAGUGUUUAAGAUGUAUACUUAACUGUUGCCAAUUGUAAUAUCGACACUUCUGUCACUGAAGUUUUUCUCAGUUGGUAGCUUCUCACGUCCCAGAACCUAAAACACUGCAUUCUGUUGAAGCUAUCUGUAUCCUGGGAGAUCUUGGAACAUAUUCAGUAAGCUUCUGUUUGUGUUUGGGGCUUUUGGGGUUGCUUUUUGUAUUUUUUGGUUUUUUCCUCUUGAGGAACUUGAGCUUUGGGAUAUAGAACUUUAAAGAAUUGUAUGGGCUAGCUGGGCAUGGUAGCACAUGCCAUAAUCCCAACACUCGGGUGGCGAAGGAGGAUUAAAGACUAGCCUCAAGUACACAGUUGGAGCCGCCUCGGAGGCCCGCACUGUAGUAGAACUGUGCCGGCUCUGAAGACUACAGUCGUGACGGCAGUGCCCUUUUACUGUGUUUUAACAUUUCCUCAAAUCAACAUUGAUUAUAAAUGUAAUUUACUAAAUACUAGAUGUCAAUAUGCUGUCUUCUUGUUAAUAUUAUCGUUGUUAUUAUCCAAAAAAGUAUCUCUUAGCUUCAAUGUGAAAAUGCAUUCAAAGUUGUUUUAUUUUUAAGAUAGUUGUAAAAAAGUAUUAGUCAUAAUAUGUCUUGCUCUUUUUAUUAUUAAUAAUUUAUUAGAAUAAAAAAGAGGGUAAGUGCAAUAAAUUCUGAAUUAUUUUCCCAUGUAUUCCUAGAUAUACUGUAGCACUGGAAAGGUCCACAUAACGUAGGCGGCAUAGCUCCACCUCCUGGUUCCUUGGGUGAUGCUGAUUCAUGAGCUACAGUGUUUGGGGUUUUUAAUUCCAAGACAUGGAAAUGCAUAGCAGAGACCAAAUAGUGAUCAUGUCCAUAGUAUUCUAUACUUAUGUACUUUUAAAAUAUAUACACAUUUGGUAUAGAAUGGGACAACUAUGUUAGUAUUUGUGCUGCCAUGUACUUGGAGAACUUAAUAAUGAAAUAAUUUUAAAAUAUAAUUACUAAAAGCCAUGCUUUGAUCAUACCUACUAUUCUUCCAUACCUAUGAAACUUAAAAAACUGAAAAAGUUUUUUUUUUCAUCAGGCCUCUCCUGUGUCCUUUCAUAUAUAGUCACGACUGAACAAAAUAAUGUGUAAGAAAUGUGUAUGUGUCCAAGAGAACCUCCGCUGACUUAGAGCAAGCUCCUGGGGUAGAUUUAUUUCUCAGGUUCUUCUGUUCCGUAGAAUAUGUGGAGGAGAGACCCUGAGAACACAGUGUGAAUUUAUUUGAUCACUGUGAGUUACAACUGUAAAUGACUAUUUUGGUUAUUUAAUAAUAUUUUAGCAUCCUUGGGCAAGAAGUUGGUGUGUGUGCAUGUGUGGGUGCGUACACUUCCCUGGUAUACAUCUGAAAGUGAGUGCUUGUGGCUCCUUCCCCCCCAUACUGCUUGUGAUUUUGAGUCUGUUAAAACAGUUUCAAGGAUUGAACAUGGUGCGUUUGGACACAGUGAACAGUUGGUGGUGGUUUGGUUUGGUUUCUUCAUAACCAUUUAAAGUGACUCAGUCAGGCAACACAGGUCAUUUAUUCAUUUAAGAAAUACAUUUGCCUAAUAAACACUUCGCCCGGUGCCCUACAGGUGUCAUGGUUAUCACUCUCCAGUCCCUUGGGACUUGUGGUCUCAUGACAACAAGCAGGACAGGUCUUCAGACCUCGCUCUCAGGCUAGCCUUUGCUACUGGGCUAAGAGGAGUAUUGAUCGCCUGCACAGGUAGAUGAGCCAAGCGCUUCAGCCUGACUGGGAGCCUGUCCUGCUCUGCACGCUUCCCGACUUGAAAGGGGAAAUUCAGAGGCUGUAAGAAGACAUUAGACUUUUAGCACUCCAUAACCGCCUGACUGGUGCCUGUUCCAUGCCCCUGAAUGAGUCCAAUCCUGUCGGGCAGCUUUCUGAAUCCUCUUGUACAGGCUGUUGGUUAUUUUCUAAAUAUUUUUACAAGAAAAUUUAGUAUAAAAUUUGGAAGAAAAAAAACCUCAGAGACUAUGGAUGCUGUAAAUGUGAUAAAUGCUGCCCCAUGAGGAUAUUUUUUAUAAAUAAUGACAUUCAUGCAUUGGAACUAUUGAUUCUAAUCUCUUUUUUCAAGAAUUUUUUUUCUGUUCAUUUUCAUACUAAUAUUGUUAAUUCUUAACACCAAUUGGUGGCACUGGUGACUAAAAAUUGUCAAAGGUGAAUGAGAGGGAUAAUUGAAAACAAACUAAAUGAGAACUCAGUUGCAUAUUGAAAUGGAUGUUACCUCUGUAAUGGGCUCUUGAGAUGUGUAUAGCUGUUAUCCUCAGGACUGCCUUUAUCUUCCCUUCCAAGUGCGCUGGUGUCAGCACUGUACAGGUAACCCUGGACUACACUGUGCAUUCUGUAAAUACUCUGUGUAAAGCGAUGCUCUUCAGGGGUCUGUGUACACUCUGUACUUAUUAAAUCAGCAGUGCCUGUUACCAAGAUGUA
This is a messenger RNA of Apodemus sylvaticus (European woodmouse), 6486 nucleotides long. It is a transcript of the gene Ccdc186, whose product is annotated as coiled-coil domain containing 186. Gene Ontology annotation, molecular function: small GTPase binding. NCBI's taxonomy places the organism in Eukaryota, Metazoa, Chordata, Mammalia, Rodentia, Muridae. Gene Ontology annotation, biological process: vesicle cytoskeletal trafficking. The transcript has 16 exons. The coding region runs from base 221 to 2971 and encodes 916 amino acids. The record is from RefSeq and is a predicted model, not a curated record. Gene Ontology annotation, cellular component: trans-Golgi network.